Messenger RNA from Anoplophora glabripennis (Asian longhorned beetle), 447 nucleotides. Its product is annotated as prostatic spermine-binding protein-like. The transcript has 4 exons. The coding region runs from base 1 to 447 and encodes 148 amino acids. The record is from RefSeq and is a predicted model, not a curated record. NCBI's taxonomy places the organism in Eukaryota, Metazoa, Arthropoda, Insecta, Coleoptera, Cerambycidae.
AUGUGCAUCCCUGGCGUAGAUGAUGACAAUGUAGAUGAUGGUGACGUAGAUGAUGGUGGCGUAGAUGAUGGUGUUGCUGUAGUAGAUGAUGGUAAUGUAGAUAAUGGCGAUGUAAAUGAUGGUCAGGUAGAUGACGGUCAUGUAGAUUAUGGUGAUGUGGAUGGUGGCGAUGUAAAUGAUGGUGAUGUAUAUGGUGCUGAUGAAGAUGAUGCCGAUGUAGGUGAUGAUGAUGGAGCUGUAAAUUAUGGUGAUAUAGAUGAUGACGCUGUAGAUGAUGGCGAUGUAGAUGAUGGUGAUGUAGAUCAUGGCGAUAUAGAUGACAGUGAUGUAGAUGAUGACGAUGUAGAUGUUGAUGAUGGAGAUGUAGAUGAUGAUGAUACUGAUGUAGAUGAAAGCGAUGUAGAUGAUGGCGAUGUAGAUGAUAGUGCUGAAGAUUAUGUUAUGUAG